CCCAGGGGAGGGUGGCAUGACCUUGGUUUAUCCCCAGCCGCGAAGACGCGGCGUGACCUUGGCCAAGUCCCCACUUCCUCAUCCGCUAACUGGCGAGGCUACACCGGAGGGUCGCCGCCCCGGCCGCUAGGCGUCUUGCGCCGGUACCCCUAUCUCCCUGGGCUUCCUCCGCGCGUCCCACCAGUUCUACGCCUACGCUGCCGGCGUAGUGGCCGCCUGGAGACUUGCGGCCCUCUCUUUUCAGACGCUGGUUUCCGCCGCCCAGACUGGGUGGGCGCGAUUCCCGAACGCGGCCUGCGCUGCGAGCGCGCGGCCGUCCCGCAGGCCGCUGCGGCCUUACGCCGCUGACGCAGCGCGCCCAAGAUGGCGGCGCGGUCGUCGUCGGGGGUGGCGGCGGCAGAGGGGGCGGCGGCCCUGGCGGCAGCGGAGACUGCAGCCGUGACGGUGGCAGCGGCGGCGCGGGAUCUGGGCCGGGGGGAAUGAGGCGGCCGCGGAGGGCCAGCGGCCGAGCCGUGUAGCGGAGAAGCUCCCCUUCCCUGCUUUCCUGGGCUGAGCCGGGGGCGCGCGCGUGCGCGGCCGUCCUGAGCGGGCUCCCCACCCCUCGGCUCCCGCGACCCGCACCGCACCCCCACCUGGGCCCGGAGGAUGAUGAAGCUCAAGUCGAACCAGACCCGCACCUACGACGGCGAUGGCUACAAGAAGCGGGCCGCAUGCCUGUGUUUCCGCAGCGAGAGCGAGGAGGAGGUGCUACUCGUGAGCAGUAGUCGCCAUCCAGACAGAUGGAUUGUCCCUGGAGGAGGCAUGGAACCCGAGGAGGAGCCAAGUGUGGCAGCAGUUCGUGAAGUCUGUGAGGAGGCUGGAGUAAAAGGGACAUUGGGAAGAUUAGUUGGAAUUUUUGAGAACCAGGAGAGAAAGCACAGGACGUAUGUCUAUGUGCUCAUUGUCACUGAAGUGCUGGAAGACUGGGAAGAUUCAGUUAACAUUGGAAGGAAGAGGGAAUGGUUUAAAAUAGAAGACGCCAUAAAAGUGCUGCAGUAUCACAAACCCGUGCAGGCGUCAUAUUUUGAAACAUUGAGGCAAGGCUACUCAGCCAACAAUGGCACCCCAGUCGUGGCCACCACGUACUCAGUUUCUGCUCAGAGCUCGAUGUCAGGCAUCAGAUGACUGAAGACUUCCUGUAAGAGAAAUGGAAAUUGGAAACUAGACUGAAGUGCAGAUCUUCCCUCUCACCCUGGCUCUUUCCACUUCUCCUCACAGGCCUCUUCUUUCAAAUAGGCAUGAUGGGCAGCAGAGAAAGGGUAUAUUGAUAAUGUUGCUGUUUGGUGUUAAGUGAUGGGGCUUUUUCUUCUCUUUUUAUUGAGGGGUGGGGGUUGGGUGUGUAAUUUGUAAGUACUUUUGUGCAUGAUCUGUCCCUCCCUCCUCCCAUCCCUGCAGUCCUCUGAAGAGAGGCCAACAGCCUUCCCCUGCCUUGGAUUCUGAAGUGUUCCUGUUUGUCUUAUCCUAGCCCUGGCCAGACAUUUUUCUUUGAUUUUUAAUUUUUUUUUUAUUAAAAGAUACCAGUAUGAGAUGAUAACCUUUCAAGAAUUUUUCCUAUAAUGUGCUAUACAGUUUAGUAGGGCGGUCACUUUCAUUGCAGGAUACAUUUAUCUACACAUUAUAUAUUGGACAUAUAAUAUGUAAAUAAAUGACUUCUAGAAAGAGAAAUUUAAUUGUUUAAUUUUUUAAGGUUUUUUUCUCUUUUAAUUUGGACAUUUCUGGAAUUGAGAGCCUUACAGUUAAUACAGCUUUUUGUUUUUGAGGCUAGUAGCUGGGGAGGUUUCCCUGUCCUCUUUCUGUUUCCUAGCCAUUGACUGUAGUUACAUAGGUAUGGGAAGAGUUUAGCUACCUUCAUAGUGCUCCCGGGAUUCAUGGCAUUUCCUUCUUUACGCUGUAUUUCCAUGCCAAGAAGGAAACCAGAAGAAACCGGUUUUUGUGUGUGUUUUUUUUUUUAAACCAAGCUAUGAGCAAAUGGCCUCAGCCCAGAUCUGGAAAAACAAUGAUAGAAAUUGAAUUCUGCCCCACAUGUUGACAGUAGGGUGAACUGGAUUCUUGGGAUUACUUAUCUAAAAAACUGGAGCAUAGGCACUGUUUCUGUCCUGCUGGUUUGGAAUCUUUCCUGUAAUGCUACUUAUUGCCCACAAUGGCCUCUCUUCCUGUCCAUAUAUGCCUUACACUGUGCUGACCUGGAUAUCAUCCUUGUGCUCUGAAGCAUCCAACUAUACUUUGCAGGUGCAUCGAUGCAGUCCUGUCCCCACACUGGGUAACCGUGUUCCUGAAAAGUAUGUGGGAGAAAUUCAGGUGCUUGCGUGUCUUUGUAAUGGUGCGGCACUUAUGAUUGCAUCAUGGAGCAUGCUCAGAGCUAUUAAAUUGGUCUCCCAUCUCCCACCAGGAUGUGAAAGGUCCACAUGGGAAGCCACGUAAUCAUUUAUUAGAGUGGCUACAUAAUACACUGGCUCACUGCAGACUCUCUUGUUGGUUUUUUAUACAGGCUUCAUGCUGGCUUCAUUUGCCAGUUGUGUUGUUUGGUUGGAAAGUAAGAGGGUCUUGAGAUUGAGGCAUAGAAAGGGGUACACUCAUUGAUCCCUGGCUUAGGACACGAGAUUGUCUCCGUACUCCAGUGGCAUCUCCUUAGCCAAGAUGUGAAAUUAAAAUCGUAGUUCUCCUUAUUUAAAAAUUCCAAUAAAGCACUUAAACUUAGAAAAGCUUUUACUUUUCCAUCCCACUAAAAGAAAUGGAUCUUGUAGCCCUGUGUCACUUUGCGUUCAGCACUUUUGGGAACAUCAUUUGGUGAACGUUAAAUUUUGCUCUCUACUCUUAGUUUAUAUCCUCUCUCCCAGUCUUGAAACACAGGGCCAAAGAGCAGUUGUAAUCUUGGGAUACCAUGAUACCUCUAGGAAAGGAAUUACAUCCCCAGGGAAAGGUCCCAUUGGAUAAGAACAGCACCGUGGGGCUUGAGUCUGAAUGCCAACUUGCUAUUCACACAUUCUUCUUAAAAGUGAACACACUGUUUCUUAUCCUCACUUAAAGCAUUCUGAAGUUCUGUUCAAAUAAAUAAAGGGGAAAAUAAAGUAGAUUUAACCACAUGCUAAGUGAAAUUCAAGAAACACAUUCUUCCAGAUAAAUUCUACCUUUAUGGUAUGGAUUUGAAAGUACUUUGCAGGAAAAUAGUCAGUACUCUUUAAAAAGGAACUAGAGGGCCAGGUGCAGUGGCUCAAGCCUGUAACCCUAGCACUUUGAGAGGCCAGGGCAGGUGAAUCACUUGAGGCCAGGAGUUGGAGACCAGCCUGGCCAACAUGGUGAAACCCCGUCUCUCGUAGAAAUACAAAAAUUAGCCAGAUGUGAUGGUGUACACCUGUAAUCCCAGCUACUUGGGAGGCUGAGCCAUGGGAAUCGUUUGAACCUGGGAGGUGAAGGUUGCAGUGAGCCAAGAUCAUGCCACUGCACUCCAGCCUGGGCAACAGAGCGAGACUCUAUCUCAAUAGAAAAAUAAGAAAAUAAAACAGAACUGCAGUACUAACAGUAAUUUUUACAUUUUUUUAAUGACCUGAGUGUGUUUUGACUGGGCUAGUGUAACAAUAUACUACCCCAAAAGUGCAGUUUUGAUUAUUGUUGGUGUCUUUAGGUCAGGAAAGUGAACUGUGCCAGCAAGUAUUGUUUAGUGACAUGAAUGGAUUCCUAUUAAUGCAAUUAACUGGAGAGAUUGUGCUGAUGCUUUCUUAACUGACAAAAGGAGGCUUUGUCCAACAUCAGAAUUGUUGAAACUGGUGCUAUUUUCUGUUGCACUGGGAUUCUGGUGAUCUGGGAUUGGUGUUUUUGCUCCCUGGCACGUGAACAGCGUGGCUGUCUUUACCAAUGUCAUCAUAGUCCUUUAAUGAUAGAUUAGUUAGACCCAUGGUUGCAAUACCUUUAUCUCCCCAAAGAACAGAAGCAAAAGAAAGCACAAAAACUACCCUAUUUGCAGAAUAUUUCAUUGACAUUGAUUUGUCAUUAAUUCUGCCAGUGCUGAUCUCAUUCAGGCUUGGUAGAAACAGGUUCCUGUGUUUCGGGCAGAUCCCUAGCCUCUCGCUCACAGGGAAUUUGCAUGUCCCAGAUUCUGGUUAUUACUAGAGCAUCCAUUAAAGUCUACCAAACUCAGGACAGAGAAAGAUAGCAGUGGACUUAAAAAAUUUUCUAGUUUAUAAAUUACAGCCACUGGGGAAACACUAAUAAGGUCAUGUGAUCUUAUGGACCAGGAUUUUCUCUGUCUCUCCCCUUGGGUGUGUGUGGGUGCGUGUGUGUGAGACAAGGGCUGCCAGGAGGUAUCAACCAUGUUAGAUUUUCUGUAGCCUUCCAGAAACAGUGCAGCCCAUGAAACAGGAAUCUUGAUUUUGCUCAUAACAAACAUAACAGGAUGGAACAGUUAGUGAAUUGACUGUUUUGUUUUCACAAGUGUCCACCACUCCAUCUGCCCUGCAUGGAGAGGGCUCUCACUGCUAGGUCUAGGCUGAGCCAUCUGGAAGGAUCAAAGGGUGUGGGAGUCUCACCCCCUCUCAGUCUGCAGAAGGUCUGGAGGGUGGCAGCACAGCAGGAUUUCUGCCUUCCGCAUUGCGCUGCACAGCCCCAUGGAACAGUGAGGCCCUUGAGGCCUUGUUUCUUGCAGCCUCUGGGGAGCAGAGUAGGUCACUGCCCUCUGGGGGUAUUUUGCAGUAGUUUUGUAAAUGUGUUGCUACAUAGUCAAGUUCCUUUGUGGCAAAGAAAUAUUUUGUUUUGUUCUUAGGAGUCAGCCCAUGUAAUGCCUCUUGGCUUUGUUGCUUAGAAGAAAAAAGUCACCCUUUGUGGUUUUUUAAAAGAAGAAGAAAAUUCUGUGCCGAUUUGUUCAUCAUCCUCCUUCCCCUUCCCUUUUCUUCACAUACAGUGCUCAUUGGAGGUUCCUGCCAAAAUUUCUUAACCAGAGAAGUAAUAGGUAUUUGUUAGACCUGGGUGUAUGUUUCGCAUUAUCCUUCACAUAUUUCACAUUUUCAUCUAGUACUUUAUUAUUGCCUUUGUUGAAGUCCCCAUCCUCAUCUUAAAAAACAACAGCUUAGCCUAAGCCACAUUUACUUUUUUUUAGUUCACAAAAAGGAUUUAAUAGCCACAAUGUGAUUUUUGCCACAACUGUGUGAUUUUAAUAUUCUUUGUUAUCGAGCAUGGAUUUAGAUUUGCAGGAAAUACCUGGAAAAAUCACAGUGGGAUGAAUUUUUGCUUUAAGAGAAAUAAGAGUUGGCUGUGAUUGAUAACACAGCUUCAUCCUAGUCCCAUCUGCAUUUCAGAAAAUAGCCCACAUCUUUAUAAAACACAGGAGACUUGUGGGACAGUUAAGCAGGUAUGGGGAGGGAAGGUAUUAUUUAAUGGUGAUUAAAUAACGCAGAUGGCCCUUCUGGUUCUUAGGUUUUUUUUGUUGUUGUUGUUUUUUCUGUUACUAUUUAUUGGCAUCAAAACGAAACAAGCUGAGAGUAAAAGUUGCUAUUUAACACGAAUAGACAUUGGUGCAGUUUCCUUCCUUGAGAUGGUAUGCACUCAUAUCAUGAGACCUAAGAUCAAACACACACUGAAUUGUCAAGAAUCAAACAAGGACUACAUUUUACCUCUUAAUAGAAAAAAUGCUGAAGACAAAACGAGAUGUUUAAAAAUAUUCUUUAUGCUAAGCUCAUGUAAGCAAACAAAAAACUAAAACUAAUCCUAAAACUUGAGGACAUUGGGUACAGAAUUAACAUUAACUAUUUAAAUUUUUUGCAUCAACGAAAGUAUGAUCUAUCCUUCCCUGUACUUUUACUACAAGGACAUAUGCUUAUUGUUUCUACACUACACAAAGUCAACAGUUAUCAUCAACAAUGAAAUAGAACUAGAUUGGAACAAGGCUUCAAAGCGACUCUGCUCCACCCAAAUUAAGAAAAUUCAAUUCAGGAUGAACAACAGCUUUUGGUUUAGAACCAGCUCUUACUUUUCUCUCGUGUCACACGUGAUGAAGUCCUCACUUGAUAUUCCCCCCUGCAAAUUGCAAUGCAUGUCCUCACCAUCACCUUUUUCUGACACUUUAAAAGUAAUUUGUAGAAAUUGCAAAAGCAAUGAAAUCGUACUUCCAAUUCUGAACCUCUGAUCAUAUUCCUGCUUUGACACAAGAGUAACUCCUCUGCAGUGUACCCCACCAGCACAGCGACCCCCUUUCUCUCUAUUCCUUUGCCCUGAAGGCACUUCUGGAUUGCUUAACGUGUGCUCUUUGGCUGCCUAGACAGUCAGGACACCUAAGGCCAUCUGUACUUAUCACUCCUCUCCUCCGUCUUUUCUAUGACUAAUACCACUUUCCUGCUUCCGUUCUACUGCUGAGUCACCAGACUUGGUGCUGUCAUCAGGGGGACAGAGUCGAUUUCGGCUUCGAGCUCCUGGUUGGUAAAGCUGCAUUGCUGGACAAUCCUUGUUUCUUAUUCAAUUUCUUGACCACUUCUUUCUUUUCAGUUUUUUCUGAGCUUCCUAUUGAUUCUGUACUUUCGGCCUUCUUUCCUUUAUCCCAAAGUGUUUCUUUCUCCUUUUUCAUUUCUUCUUUUCUCUUAAAAGUCUUCUCUUUCUCAUAGGAUUCCUUCUGCCUAUGGCGCUCUUCUCGCCGCUUCAGCCUCUUCUUCUCGAAGUAUGCGCUCCUGAUCUCGUUCAUAAUCCCGUUCCCUCUCCCUGUAGUCUCCGCUGCUCUCAUCUUCAGGUCUCUUUGGUUUUUCAUCUUUAAAUUCUCUAUCAGAACGCUUGGGCAAUGUACAACUUUGCCCACUGGCUCUUUCAUCACUGAGAUUCUCUUUGUCCAAUGUCUUGGCUUUCUUUUUCAUCUCCUUUUUCUGGCUUCUUGAGCAGCUUAAUCUUUGGUUCAUCCUUUAAUUUGUCCCUUUCUGGAAUAUUCUGUCUUAUCUUCUUUAGCUUUCGUUUCUCCUCUUCUUUCCAUUUCCUCCUCUCUUCUUCUCUUUGCCUUUUUCUUUCUAUUUCUCUCCUUCUUUCUUUUCUCAUUCUCUGCUAGUUUUUCAGGAAGCCCAAAAGUGGGGUUGUCUUUUUAGCUAUUAAUUCUCUAUUUUUUGCUUCUAUUUCCUCUAGCAGUGUCUCUGGAGUAGAUGUCAUUUUCUCAUUAUCCAUGGCAUAACUUUCCAAAAACUUUCUAUAUUCUGGAUCAUCAUCAAUAGUCCUGACUCUGGUAUCUCUUCUCUUAGUCUUCUUUUUUGCAGCUUUUUGAAAAGGUGCAAAUUCUACCAUAGCAGGAUAUUCCUGACCAUUAUUGUCAAGGAAUACAUAACCAUCAAAGCGAUCCCUGAGUAAAAUAACGUCCUCUUGGUUUUUAAAGUUGAUGUAUGCUCUGGCAUACAUAUGAGGAUACAGACUCAUAUCAUUAGAAAAAAACUCAAAAUAAUCAUGUUCAGGCAUAGGUUAAAGAUGUUCCUGAAGCUGCUCCUUGGUCAAAGUGGGAGGUAAUCUUCGAAUUACCACCUUGCUCAGCGCCUCUUUCUUCUCCUUGUUGCAAUCCUGUUUAUCUUCCCCCUUGGAACUGUCCCCUGAAGUCCCACCACUGCUGCCUGUGGCUCCAGGGGGCGUUAACAGGGUUACUCGCUUCUCCUUGGGCCUGUGCUCCUCUUCCUUCAUGGCUACGUCCGUCACAGAGGCGGCUCGGCUGCAGCGCGUUACACCGGGCACCAACAGCUCUGGUUCUUAGUUUUAAAGACUGCGAAAGAGGUCAGACUCGAGGCACUGCAGUUCAUACUACGCAGGUGAGGUGGCAGUCAUUUAUUCUGAGCCUGCUGGAUAGAGCCUGUCUCCUCAAGGCUGCAAAGGCUUCCAGGAUAUGUAGCUGUCCAGUUAGUGGCUCAGCCUUGCCUCCAUCCGGGCACCCAUCUAACCUGGAGCAGGUGAGAGCACCGCAGAGCCAUUCUCCGUGCUCUGUGGUGAGUUUUGCAGUGGAGACUUACUUCACCAUCCAGGGAAGCUGUGUUUCUGUGUCACUUGAGAUACCACCUAAAAAUGAAACGUUUGAGAUUUUAAGGUUAAAAAAAAAAAAGUAGUGCUCGCUUCGGCAGCACAUAUACUAAAAUUGGAACGAUACAGAGAAGAUGAGCAUGGCCCCUGCGCAAGGAUGACACACACAUUCGUGAAGCGUUCCAUAAAAAAAAAAAAAAAGUAAAUCGGGAGCAUUGGCUGCAGUCCCUAAAAGAUACUGUUGUCUGUGCAUCAGCUGGCUCGAGGUCACCACAGGUCCUAGGAGCCCAGAAAGGCUAGGCAUGCUGUCCUUUGGAGGCCAGCAGCCUUUCACACACCCUGCCUCCAAAACCGCGGUUUUACAUUUGACCAUGUUUUUGCAGUUAGCCUCAGAAGCUCUUGUCUUUAACUGAUAACCUUUCAGGGAUAUGAGAAGCCUACUUGGAGCAUCUGAGAAAAUGAUACCUCUCACCUUUAGAUUAAUCAGUUUGUCUUCCUAGUUCCCUUAAAAAUUAAUAAAUAGGAAGGGAAUCCUAUUUUGUGAUUUGGGCAUACUACUUGAACUGGGGCAGGUGGUUACAUGAUUUUGGCUAUCUCUGACAUGAAGAUUUUAAAGUGAGAGUCAUGUCUCUUCCCUGAAGCUUUGUUUACAGUGAUAAUUUGCUGAGUUUGAGCUUGUCUUUGAAAAUAAGACUGUCCACCUGGGGAGGGGAGCUUAUAAGGAAGCCGUGUUAACUCGGAAUGCUGAAGAAAGGGCUUUUGGCCAAAAAAGCAAGAUUAAUAUCUAGAAGGUAGAAAGCAGUCAUUGCCUCUGUUCCUCCAGCAGUUGAUGGUUUAAUAACUAGGUUUCCUUUGGUUUAUAUCCCCAGUUCUUAAUAUAAAACUUAUUUGACUUCCUAUCAGGAAGCACAAAAAAAAAAGCACCAUUUAAAACCCUGGAUAUAGGCAUUUAAGGAUACAACAGCAGCAGCAUUGCCGUUUGGCCAGGUUCAUCACCAUUCUGAUGUGCUGCCCAUCCUUCCUCCCUCCCUUUCCUGUCCCCUGAGCCCCCCCCCCCAGCCAGGCCAGAUGCGAAGAUUCUAUUAAUCAUUGAUUCAGAGAACAUUAAGUCUUUUCUGGAAUAAUUAGCUACUAAAUUGCUUGUUAUAUGACUGUACCUUUUAGACAACAUCUCAACAGUACAGUGAAGUAGCUCUCCUGGACUUGAGCUUCCAGCCAGGCAUUUAGUUCAAACUCUUAAGCCUUUGUGGAAUUCCUUAGGGAAAAAAGCAAGAUGCCUCAGUGCCAAUGCUGGGCCUUAAGACUGUACUCCCCUCUCUGUCGGGCGGGGCUAGUGGCUCAGCUUUGGGAAAUCAUUUUGUCAGUAAGAUUGCCUGUGAAUCCCUUUGAGAAGUCAUGCUGAUCUGAGCCUGUCUUCUGAGCACUUUCGUGCUGAAUUGAAAAUGGUAAGCUAAAGCAGUGACUGAUCCACAUAGCCUCUUUAACCUCUGUAUUGUCUUGCCGAAAAAAACCUUCCCAGGUUAAUAAACUUUGGUCUUUAACCUCCCUUUGUUGUGGAGAAAAUGUGUCACUAAUUAAUGGUCCAAAGGAUAUCUAGUUAUGUUUACUCAGUCCAGCAGCAGAACAGAUAGGACUUAUGCCAGGGAAGUUAGAGGCUGAUUAUGAAGACACCCAGGAGCAGGAAUAAGGAGGAUAGGUCUGCUCCACACAGAACCUCCCCAGAUCUGAAGGUAAGUCUUGGAGAGCUUCCAAAAUGCUGAAGUAAAAAGGAGACUUGAAGGGCCUUAGCUUGGUGAGCAAGAGGCUUGUGUCCUCCCAAGAACAUGAAGGAGUUCAGAAGGGAACAAGAGGCACCUAAGCUGGAGCUCACAGACGGACUGACCUGCCCGCUCACCCUGUGUGACUGAGCAUUUUCGCUCUGAAUUUUCCAAGGGGUCUCUCCCUUCAAAAAUCCAGUUUACUACCAGAAUUUUGUUUAGCCUCUGAGAAUCUCACCCCCUCACUUCCAUCUGUGAACGGACAUGGAUGUGUUGCUCAGGGAACAGAAACAUCAGCGUCCAGGGCCCAGUGGCAUGGCGUUAGGUUAGUAGUUAGAAAAGCAGUCGGCCAACCCGACUGUAAAAGAAAUCAGUGUGUAGUACAGCUUUGUAAAUGUCAGUCUGUUCUAUUAUUUUGUGAUCUGAAAACUGUCACACUGGUUGGUAAUCAAAGAAAAGGUUGGUGGUUAGAAUAAGUAAAAUUUCAGUUAGAAAAACAGCUUACCAGUUUUCCAUGUGCGUUAUUAAGGAAGUCAGGAGUAUUUCAGGCCGUUGGGAACUGUUGUAAAUGGACCUGAAGCAAGUGUUCCUCGCCCUCUUAGGUGUAUGAGAGAGAGGAGUGGAAGGCCAGCAGUAGCGCGUCUGCUUACUUUUGCCAACCCAGCCUCCAUUUCAAAGACUUUGUCUUCUAUCCUAUCCAAUGACAUGGUCAGGGAUUGGCUCUGAGGAGGCAGUGAGGCCCUGCCUUGGUUUGCUCAGCUGUGGUGUGUAGUCUCCAAAGAGCUUAAGGGUUUUUAAGGAGUUUUCUCACAUGAGCACCUUCACUUCACUCAUCUGCCAUCAUCAGCAGGAAGGUUAACAUCCCUGGGACCAUUUCAGUUUUAAAAGUGAUAAACCGUUACAGGUGUACCAUCCAGAUACAGUCUCCUCUUGGCCAGGUUCAACAGGUGUUUCCAGGGAACCCUGUGGGUUAAGAGGCAAAGUAGCCGAGAUGUGUUGUUUUUCCAGAAGACAAAAGUAUUUCUUGUCCCUUUUCCCUCAUGCUCAUAUGUUUUAGCUGAGGCUUAAAUAGCCAAGUUGAGUAAUGUCUCUGGAACUGAGACAGAGCCAAGGGCCCAUGUACCCAGGGACCAGUCCCCUGAGGAAUCACACAGUGGCUCAGACCAGACUGCCCGAUCCCACCAGAACUCUGCUGCUAUUCCUUUCCACCAGGACCACCCAGGAAAGCAAGUAAGUUAGCUUCUCAUCACUAGGUCACCUGAUCCUUGUAGGCUGCAGGAUGAGAGCAUAUAUGGAUCUCCUGUUUAGACAGUUUGUUCAUAAUGGUAGAAAGGGGUAGAAAACGGAACAAACAAGAGACCAAGUCAUUUUUGAAGAGGAUGGCAAGUAUGACCCCAAAUGAGCUCAACAAAACUGGGAAUCCAAAGAACGGUGCUUAUAGGGAAAGAGGUCAGUUGUGGUCCUGAAACCUCUUGGCAUCUGGUGUGGGUUUUGAAACAAGGAGCUGGGGUAAAAUUGCCCUAACCCCAAUCCAAACGUGUUCCAGGAUUUAGGAGCUACCCAGCCCGUGGGUAAAUGGUCUUGGUUUCCGUUUUUGGUUUGUUUGCGUUUUUCCAAAACAACCUUGCUUGGUACUGCAUGGAAAGUGAAGCUUUUCUUCCAGCCUGCUCGGGACCACCUGUCUGGGCUGGCCUCUUCCCCGCGUCUUCACAGCAUUUCUAAGGAAGAUUUUUGCAGUGCUCUCUGGAGCUGCGGGGAGUGGAAUUUGGUCCAGAGAAGGCGGAAGAAAAUAGUUUUCCUCCUUUUCUCAAGGCGGAUGUUCUCAGGCUUCCUUCACACCUCCUUCCCAUGGGUGCGGCUGGCAGUACAGUCAGGUUGUGGAGGAGGGCUGAGAAGAAAGGGGUACCAGUCCAGCCCCAGGAUUGGUCCGAGUCAGGUACACAGCAGAUACCAUCCCACCUUCCUCUCUUAAGAGCAGGCCAGCCACACAUAAAACCUUUCCCUGCUUUACUAAUGUGUCCCUUAUGUGGUACCAGCAUCGGGGGCCAGGCAGACUUACCCCUGCAAUCUAGAGAGAAUGUUGUUACUACCCAUAAAACUGACCACCCCCACAUCCCACUCCUUUUUGUAAAAACAAAUGCUUAAACCUGUGACCCUGCCGUUCCUUUCUAUGUGUUAAUGAAUUUCCUUCCAUUUGAGCUGUGUGGGAGGGAAGGGCAUUGAAACUGUAGGUUGUAAUCUUGUGCCAACCAAUAAAAAACAAGUAUUUCACACACA
Messenger RNA from Sapajus apella (tufted capuchin), 12032 nucleotides. It is a transcript of the gene NUDT3, whose product is annotated as nudix hydrolase 3. Lineage: Eukaryota; Metazoa; Chordata; Mammalia; Primates; Cebidae. Bases 646 to 1164 code for a protein of 172 amino acids. Gene Ontology annotation, molecular function: bis(5'-adenosyl)-pentaphosphatase activity; bis(5'-adenosyl)-hexaphosphatase activity; endopolyphosphatase activity. The record is from RefSeq and is a predicted model, not a curated record. Gene Ontology annotation, cellular component: nucleus; cytoplasm. The transcript is spliced from 5 exons. Gene Ontology annotation, biological process: diadenosine hexaphosphate catabolic process; diadenosine pentaphosphate catabolic process; diphosphoinositol polyphosphate metabolic process.